This is a messenger RNA of Nothoprocta perdicaria, 852 nucleotides long. RefSeq names its product calcyphosine like (gene CAPSL). The transcript has 6 exons. The record is from RefSeq and is a predicted model, not a curated record. Lineage: Eukaryota; Metazoa; Chordata; Aves; Tinamiformes; Tinamidae. The coding region runs from base 148 to 774 and encodes 208 amino acids. Gene Ontology annotation, molecular function: calcium ion binding.
AGAGAAGCGCCCGCACUCCGUGACCUGCUGCUGCGUAAAAGCUCGCGUGUGCCGAGGUCAGGACGUGUCCCUGAAACAGCAGCAUCCUGCUGCUUUUCUUAGCAAGUGGCACCAGCCCUGCGAGGAGGAGCCUCCCGGAGCCCUCAGAUGCCGGGCACAGCAAGGCACGACCGUGAGAUGGCAAUCCAGGCCAAAAGAAACCUCUCCAAAACCACGGACCCCGUCGAAAGGCUUCGUCUGCAGUGUUUAGCAAGGGGAUCCGCAGGCAUUAAGGGGCUUGGCAGAGUAUUUCGGAUUAUGGAUGAUGACAACAGCAGGACUCUUGAUUUCAAAGAAUUUGUGAAAGGAUUGAACGAUUAUGCUAUGAUGAUAGACAAGGAAGAAGCACAACAGAUUUUCCGGGUAUUUGAUAAAGAUGGUAGUGGGACCAUUGACUUUGAUGAGUUUCUUGUUACACUAAGACCUCCCAUGUCGAAUGCCAGGAAAGAGAUAAUCAUGCAGGCAUUUAGGAAGCUAGAUAAAACUGGAGAUGGUAUCAUAACAAUUGAAGACUUACGGGGGGUUUAUAAUGCCAAGCAUCAUCCUAAAUACCAGAAUGGAGACUGGACAGAAGAUCAAGUGUUUAGGGCCUUUCUAGAUAACUUUGAUUCACCCUAUGACAAGGAUGGGAAGGUCACAACAGAAGAAUUCAUGAACUACUACGCAGGAGUCAGCGCUUCCAUAGACACCGAUGUCUAUUUUAUCGUCAUGAUGAAAAACGCUUGGAAACUCUAAUUGGCAUACCUGUGCUACAGCCUUUCCUUCUCACUGGUCCUGGAUUUACCAAUGUGGAGACUGCUCUACGUACACAGC